Messenger RNA from Glycine soja, 3924 nucleotides. RefSeq names its product FACT complex subunit SPT16-like. Gene Ontology annotation, molecular function: nucleosome binding. NCBI's taxonomy places the organism in Eukaryota, Viridiplantae, Streptophyta, Magnoliopsida, Fabales, Fabaceae. The coding region runs from base 491 to 3700 and encodes 1069 amino acids. The record is from RefSeq and is a predicted model, not a curated record. Gene Ontology annotation, cellular component: FACT complex. The transcript has 3 exons. Gene Ontology annotation, biological process: transcription elongation by RNA polymerase II; positive regulation of transcription elongation by RNA polymerase II.
UGUGUUAGUGAGUGGUGUUUCUGUGUCUCUUUCUCAUCCUUUACACAGCACAUAGUCUUCUACAAUACAUACAUAUCCAAACGACAGCGUUUUCUUUCCAUUCCUCGGAAGGUUCGAGAAUCACGGUGAGAUAAAAGAGAUGCGUGACGAAAGCAACGAGUGAACAUCACUCACUCACUGAGUCACUGUCCAUGUUCCGUUAAUUGGACUUGUGCGUUCGUUUCUUCUUUGCGCUUAUCCUUUCCGCGCAUUUUCAGAACAAAACCCUAAUCCUCCAUUUUUUCCCGUUUUCAGCCUCCAAAACCCUAUCUCUAACUUCGUUACGCUUUUCCCCGCUGAACAGGAAUUCUGAAAAAGAGGUAGUGGAAAUUCCAGCACUCUAAUAAUUGAAGAUUUCAAGUAAAUUGUGUCCAAUUUCUGGAUGUUGUGACAGUCCAGCCAUCUUUUACUCACAGAACUGAAGUUGUCUGAAUACUAGAUAUAGUGGAGCAUGGCAGACCAUCGGAAUGGAAGUGCCCAAGCAGCCAAUGGAACUGCCCAAGCAGCAGGAACUGCCUAUUCCAUUGAUCUCAAUGCAUUUCAAACCAGACUAAGGUCAUUUUAUCAACAUUGGGAUGCACACAAUACAGAUCUUUGGGGCUCUUCUGAUGCAAUUGCUGUUGCAUGUCCUCCACCUUCAGAAGAUCUGCGAUACUUGAAAUCGACUGCUCUUAACUUAUGGUUGCUUGGAUUUGAGUUCCCCGAGACAAUUAUGGUUUUCACAAAGAAGCAGAUCCAUAUAUUGUGCAGCCAGAAGAAGGCUUCUAUUCUCGAAUCUGUCAAAAAAUCUGCCAGAGAGGUUGUUGAUGCAGAUCUUGUUUUGCAUGUCAAACCUAGAAACGAUGAUGGAACUGCUCUAAUGGAUGCUAUAUUCCGUGCUAUCCGUGCUCUGUCAAAGUCUGAUGGUCGAGAUACUCCCACUGUUGGAUACAUAUCAAGAGAGGCUCCUGAAGGGAAACUGCUUGAAAUGUGGACUGAAAAAUUAAAAAAUACAAAAUUUCAGUUGAAUGAUGUGGCCAAUGGGUUGUCUUCAUUGUUUGCUGCAAAGAAUAAUGAGGAGCUUACAUCAAUUAAGAGAGCGGCAUACCUGACAACAAGUGUGAUGAAAAACUUUGUCAUUCCAAAGCUUGAGAAUGUAAUUGAUGAAGAGAAGAAAGUUUCUCAUUCUACAUUGAUGGAAGACACCGAGAAAGCUAUCCUGGAGCCUUCUAAAGUCAACUGUAAACUGAAGGCAGAUAAUGUAGAUAUUUGUUACCCACCAAUUUUUCAGAGUGGUGGACAGUUUGAUCUCAAGCCUAGUGCUGUCAGCAACGAUGAGUUACUUCAUUAUGACUCUGCAAGUGUGAUUUUAUGUGCUGUUGGGGCGCGGUAUAAGAGUUACUGCUCAAACAUAGCUAGGACUUUCUUGAUUGAUGCAGACCCUCUUCAAAGUAGGGCCUAUGGGGUUCUCCUGAAAGCCCAUGAGGCCGUCAUUGGAUCAUUGAAGCCUGGAAACAGGUUGAGUGCCGCAUACGAAGCUGCUGUUUCCGUUGUUGAAAAUGAUGCUCCUGACUUGAUUUCGUACUUGACAAAGUCUGCUGGAACAGGCAUUGGUAUUGAGUUUCGAGAGUCAGGUUUGAAUAUUAAUGCUAAAAAUGAGCAGCUAGUAAAAGAAGGCAUGGUCUUUAAUGUGUCCCUUGGGUUUCAGAACGUUCAAAGAGAAAGUUCCAAGUCUAAGAACAAGCACUUCUCCUUGUUGCUUGCUGACACAGUUAUCAUAAACAAAGAUAAAACUGAAGUUGUGACCUCUAUGAGCUCAAAGGCUCUAAAAGAUGUUGCAUAUUCUUUCAAUGAGGAUGAGGAAGAGGAAAAUCCCAGGGCUAAAGCUGACACCAAUGGUGCUGAGCCCUUGAUGUCUAAGACAACUCUAAGGUCAGACAAUCAUGAGAUGUCAAAGGAGGAACUUCGAAGGCAGCACCAGGCCGAACUUGCUCGUCAGAAAAAUGAAGAAACUGCUAGGCGACUUGCUGGUGGUCGAAAUGAGACAGGAGACAACCGUUCCUCUGCGAGGUCAUCUGCAGAACUGAUGGCUUACAAGAACAUAAAUGACCUUCCCCCUCCCAGAGAAAUGAUGAUUCAGAUUGAUCAGAAGAAUGAAGCAGUUCUCUUGCCUAUAAAUGGAAGCAUGGUACCUUUUCAUGUGGCUUUCAUUCGAACUGUUUCCAGCCAGCAGGACACCAACCGGAAUUGCUAUAUCAGAAUUAUUUUUAAUGUUCCUGGGACCCCUUUCAGCCCUCAUGAUUCAAACUCCUUGAAGUUCCAAGGAUCUAUAUAUUUGAAGGAGGCUUCAUUCCGCUCCAAGGAUUCAAGGCACAUAAGUGAGGUUGUGCAGUCCAUUAAAACACUCAGGCGUCAAGUUGUAGCAAGGGAGUCUGAGAGAGCUGAGAGGGCCACCUUGGUUACUCAAGAGAAACUGCAACUUGCUAAUAAUAGAUUUAAGCCAAUACGAUUGUCCGACCUUUGGAUCCGUCCUGCUUUUGGUGGGCGUGGAAGGAAGAUACCUGGUACACUUGAGGCUCAUGUGAAUGGAUUUCGUUAUUCUACCACUAGGCAAGAUGAGCGUGUAGACAUAAUGUUUCCCAACAUUAAGCAUGCAUUUUUCCAACCCGCUGAGAAUGAAAUGAUCACUCUCCUACACUUCCAUCUGCACAACCAUAUUAUGGUAGGGAAUAAGAAGACCAAGGACGUUCAAUUUUAUGUUGAGGUUAUGGACAUGGUCCAGAAUGUUGGGAGUGGUAAGAGGUCAGCGUAUGACCCUGAUGAGCUUGAAGAAGAACAACGGGAGCGACAGAGGAAGAAUAAAAUUAAUGUAGAAUUCCAAACCUUUGUGAAUCGGGUGAAUGAUCUCUGGGGACAACCUCAAUUGAAUGGCCUUGACCUGGAGUUUGAUCAACCUCUUAGAGAGCUUGGCUUCCCUGGGGUGCCUCAUAAAUCUUCAGUAUUUAUUGUACCUACUUCUGCCUGCCUGGUUGAAUUAAUAGAGACCCCUUUCCUUGUUGUCACGCUUAGUGAGAUUGAGAUUGUUAAUCUUGAGAGAGUUGGACUUGGGCAGAAAAACUUUGAUAUGACAGUAGUAUUUAAGGACUUCAAGAGGGAUGUCCUCAGGAUUGAUUCUAUCCCUUCUACAUCACUGGAUGGCAUCAAGGAGUGGCUUGACACAACAGACAUCAAAUAUUAUGAGAGCAGGCUGAAUCUGAACUGGCGUCAGAUCCUGAAGACAAUAACGGAUGACCCUCAGAGCUUUAUUGAAGGUGGCGGUUGGGAGUUUCUGAAUUUGGAAGCUACUGAUUCAGAAUCUGAGAACUCGGAGGAGUCUGAUAAAGGUUAUGAACCAUCUGAUGUGGAACCUGAAUCGGAUUCAGAGGAUGAAGCUUCUGACAGUGAAUCACUUGUUGAGUCUGAGGAUGAUGAUGAUGAUGAUGAAGAUUCCGAGGAGGAUUCUGAGGAAGAGAAGGGAAAGACAUGGGAGGAACUAGAGAGGGAAGCAAGCAAUGCAGAUAGGGAGAAGGGAAAUGAGUCUGACAGUGAAGAAGAUAGGAAAAGAAGAAAGGCAAAAAGCUUUGGUAAGUCAAGAGGAGCCGGUCUAAGUAGUAGCAUGACAAAGCGGCCCAAGUUAAGAUAGAUUUUUGGCUUUUGUUCUUAGCUGGUAUAUGGUUUAGUUCAGUUACUCUAUGUUGUUGCUGCGGUAGCAGCUUUUGCUUUUGUAGUAGUAGUCCUAUGAUGAUUGUAAAUUAGGGUUUUUCUUUUUAUAAUAUAGUUCAGUCACUUAAUAGCAAUCCUUGCAUCAAAUGUUCUUAAAAUAUUUACGUACUUUAAUCAUUUAAUGACUUAUUUAAUUUUGUGUUA